Messenger RNA from Drosophila simulans, 1419 nucleotides. RefSeq names its product opsin Rh6. The record is from RefSeq and is a predicted model, not a curated record. Gene Ontology annotation, molecular function: G protein-coupled receptor activity. The transcript is spliced from 3 exons. Gene Ontology annotation, biological process: visual perception; G protein-coupled receptor signaling pathway; phototransduction. Bases 154 to 1263 code for a protein of 369 amino acids. Gene Ontology annotation, cellular component: membrane. NCBI's taxonomy places the organism in Eukaryota, Metazoa, Arthropoda, Insecta, Diptera, Drosophilidae.
CACCAUGGUCCGCCCCAGGCAUUGCCGCCGAGUUCGCGUCCCGAGAGUCAGCCGUCCUGCUAUGGACAGCGAGUAGUCGCCGCAGCAGAGUAGCCAGCCAUCCAAGUUCAGACGAAGCCACCACCGAAGCACCACCAGUACCAGCCAUUCGAAAUGGCCAGCCUGCAUCCCCCGAGCUUCGCCUAUAUGCGCGAUGGGCGCAAUCUCAGCCUGGCGGAAAGUGUGCCCGCCGAGAUUAUGCACAUGGUGGAUCCGUACUGGUACCAGUGGCCUCCACUGGAGCCCAUGUGGUUCGGCAUCAUUGGCUUCGUGAUUGCCAUUCUGGGCACCAUGUCGCUGGCGGGCAACUUCAUUGUGAUGUACAUCUUCACCUCGUCGAAGGGACUGCGCACGCCGUCCAACAUGUUUGUGGUCAAUCUGGCCUUCUCCGACUUCAUGAUGAUGUUCACCAUGUUCCCGCCGGUGGUGCUGAAUGGCUUCUAUGGCACCUGGAUCAUGGGCCCCUUCCUGUGCGAGUUGUACGGCAUGUUUGGCUCGCUCUUCGGAUGCGUUUCCAUUUGGUCGAUGACACUAAUUGCCUACGAUCGGUACUGCGUGAUCGUAAAGGGAAUGGCCAGGAAACCACUGACGGCCACGGCGGCGGUGCUCCGGCUCAUGGUCGUGUGGACCAUCUGCGGAGCGUGGGCUCUGAUGCCGCUCUUCGGCUGGAAUCGUUAUGUGCCCGAGGGAAACAUGACCGCCUGUGGCACUGACUACUUCGCCAAGGACUGGUGGAACAGGUCCUACAUCAUCGUCUACUCCCUUUGGGUCUAUCUAACGCCGCUGCUGACCAUCAUCUUCUCCUACUGGCACAUCAUGAAGGCUGUGGCUGCCCAUGAGAAGGCCAUGCGGGAGCAGGCAAAGAAGAUGAACGUGGCCUCCCUGCGGAACAGCGAGGCCGACAAGAGCAAGGCCAUCGAGAUCAAGCUGGCCAAGGUGGCACUGACCACCAUUUCGCUGUGGUUCUUCGCCUGGACCCCGUACACCAUCAUCAACUACGCGGGCAUCUUCGAGUCGAUGCACCUGAGUCCACUGAGCACCAUCUGUGGCUCCGUCUUUGCCAAGGCCAAUGCGGUGUGCAAUCCCAUUGUGUACGGAUUGAGCCACCCGAAGUACAAGCAGGUGCUCCGCGAGAAGAUGCCGUGCCUGGCCUGCGGCAAGGACGAUCUCACCUCGGACUCGAGGACACAGGCCACCGCCGAGAUCAGCGAAUCGCAGGCUUAGACGGUUCGGAGACGACGACGACUGCAGACGUAGGGAACUGACAGCUCUAGAUCUACAAAAGACUCAACUAUUUUGCAAAUGGCACCUCAAGGAAAACCCAAAAAAAAAGAUGGCAAAGAAAAAUGUAAAAAAAAUAUAGUAAAAAUAUAACAGCAA